ACCCCGCAGAACUUCCAGAACUGGAGAAGGACGUCCAAACGCAUCAGCAGGAUUCUGACUUCAGUUUGGACCAAGAGAAACCAGAACAAUGGCAGAUGACGAGGGAAAGAGAGGAACCCGGCCCACCACAGAUGGCACUUAGCCUGGAGGAACCAGAACUUCUGCAGUUGAAGGAGGAAGACGGUGAAAUCUGGAUCAGUCGGGUUGAAGAGCAGCUGGUUCUGAAUCAGCAGACUGAUUCUGUCAUGAAGGAAAGAGAACCAGAACCAGACGGACGCCAGAGCUCGUCUCAGAGCUCGUCUCAGAGCUCGUCUCAGCGCUCGUCUCAGAGCUCGUCUCAGAGCUCGUCUCAGAACUAUCAUGAAGCUCAGAACCUAAACCAGAACCAAAGAGACGAUGGAGACUCGGGACCAAGCAGAGCUGCAGGUUUGAAACUGAGCAACAGAGGCAGAGCUAAAGGAAAGAGGCUCAGAGUUGGAAAUCGGGCUUUUUGCCAAAUUUGUGGUAAAAGUUUUAACCAGUUUUAUUUAUAUAAUCACAUCAGAACUCACACAGGCGAGAAGCGUUUCUCCUGUCAGAUCUGUGGGAAAGGAUUCAUUCAGAGCUACCAGUACACUGUUCACAUGAGAACUCACACCGGGGAGAGACCGUUCUCAUGUCACGUCUGCGGGAAACGUUUUGUUCAGAAGAAUAACGUAGUGACUCACAUGAAGGUUCAUGUGGGUGAGAAAGGCUUUGCGUGUGAGGUCUGCGGUGUGUGUUUCUCUCUCAGUGCUGAUCUGACUCGCCACACGGCCGCCGCUCACUCACAGGACAAACCUUUUACGUUUCAGCCGCCGGAAUGAGGCGUCGGCCUUUUCUAACUAGAUCAGAUUACUUUCAAAUGCUUGAAGCUAAAAUGAAGAAACUUUAACAUAUUCAAUUCAUGUAGUUUUUAUUUCAGGGCAACAAAAUGAAUGUUUUUCUGGGAUCCUUCAUGAAGAAUGACAAUCUUUACAGAAAACGAAUGAAAAUGAGAAGUACAUGAAAUUAAUAUGGAUUUAAUGCAUCAAGUUAAAAGGCGUCAUUGAAACUAAAGAUCAAAGUUGAAUUUGUGUUUGUAGAGGAAUGGCUUGGCUUUUGGUCAUGUGAUGCAUUGAAGGAUUGUGGGUCGUUAACCGACAAGCAGACAUGAACUCAGCAGCUUCACUGUUUGGGGAGUUUUUGUCUUUAUAAGUUUAUAAGUUUUUGUCUUUAUAAGUUUAUAAGUUUUUGUCUUUAUAAGUUUAUAAGUUUUUGUCUUUAUAAGUUUAUAAGUUUUUGUCUUUAUAAUUGUAAGUUUCUGGCAUUUCUCAACUCCGCUACUGAAACACUUGAGAGUUUUGUUCAGUGAAUUAGUUUGUUUUCCAUUCAAAUGAUGAUGUGACGAUCGGCUUAAUAUGUAAAUGAUAUCAGCAGAUAUAGUCAUAAUCUGUAGCCUUUUAUUCUGAAGGAUUUAGGAUUUCACUGUUUAGUUUUUGUUUUACUUUAUCGUUUAGUUUUAAAACAAGUUACUGAAGUUUCUCAUGUAUCUUUUGUCACUUUGGGGAAUUAAAGUGUAUUUGUGUUCAUUCAACAGGUUUA
Molecule: messenger RNA, 1602 nt
Organism: Poeciliopsis prolifica (blackstripe livebearer)
Lineage: Eukaryota; Metazoa; Chordata; Actinopteri; Cyprinodontiformes; Poeciliidae
Product: zinc finger protein 260-like
Exons: 2
Coding region: 96-845 (249 amino acids)
Biological process (GO): regulation of DNA-templated transcription
Molecular function (GO): DNA-binding transcription factor activity, RNA polymerase II-specific; RNA polymerase II cis-regulatory region sequence-specific DNA binding
Source: RefSeq, a predicted model, not a curated record